This is a messenger RNA of Andrographis paniculata, 504 nucleotides long. RefSeq lists its product as uncharacterized. Lineage: Eukaryota; Viridiplantae; Streptophyta; Magnoliopsida; Lamiales; Acanthaceae. The record is from RefSeq and is a predicted model, not a curated record. The coding region runs from base 1 to 420 and encodes 139 amino acids. Gene Ontology annotation, biological process: mitotic sister chromatid cohesion. Gene Ontology annotation, cellular component: Ctf18 RFC-like complex. The transcript is spliced from 3 exons.
AUGCAGAUCCAGGUGAAGUGUAGCUGUGGAGACGACAACUGUGCAGAAUGGGCGAUUGUGGAGCUUCAAGGAAUGGUCGAAGCCCAACCCUCCGUACAGAACCGCCUCCAGAACCUCCAGAUCGGCGUGCUCUGCCGCCCGUCUUCUCAGGAAACCUACACAUUCACGGUAGGAUACCAUGAGCUGUCAGGUACGAAAGUGAAUCUGAAGAAGCCGCUUUUGGUGUUGAAGAAGAUCAAGCUUCAGAACGUCGAGCGAGUUGAAGACGAUGCGAAUCCUGCCGGAGUGGAGUUGGAUGUGGUCGGAAUUAUUCGUCACAAGAUAUUGUUCAAAACCAGGCCUAAAGCUCUAAUUUCCAAGGUUCAACCUGCUGUAAGAGAAAAAGUCAGUGCAGCCAUUUCCGCCAUGGACAGGCCCUGAUGAACAGAUCAAUGUAUACAGUAGAUCCCUUGUUUACACUGUUAACAUUUGGUGGUGGUGAACAAUAAAGAAUCCUUAUCUUUA